UUUGACAUGUAGGGUACGUUAGAACUACUAACCUAGAAUUAUUUGAAUUUUUGUUUUGGGGCUUUGUCUAUUUUUGUUGUUAUAAAUUAUGGAAAUCAAUCCGCCUGUUCGAAAUGAAAACAAUGUAUGUCGUACUUGUAUGGAAAAUGGGCCAAGUUUAACGUCUUUAUUCGACAAAAUCUUCAUUGAUAACAAAGAAGAAACGUUAAACUUUUUACUUUUUAAAUGUACUGAAAUUCAGGUUACAGAUGAGGAUGUGUUUCCCAAAAGCAUAUGUAUUAUUUGUUUGGAUAAAUUAACACAAGCAUAUUUAUUUAGAGAACACUGUCAUGGGGUUCAUGAUAAGCUUCAAAAACUCUAUACAACUGCAUGUGAAUAUUCCUUAAAUAAUAGUGUACAGGAGGAGGAAAUAAAUAAUGUUGAUGAGGUGGAGGAAAUAUUAGAUUCCAAUGUGGAGGAUACAUUUGAGGAUAAUUUUGAGGAAGAUGUGGCUGAAGAAAAACCUACUUGUAAUUUCUGCAACAAAGUAUUGACAAAUAAAUAUUCUUUGCAACGGCAUCUUAAAACACAUGUUGAUGAUCCCACUUUAAAAUGCACCAUAUGCUCAAAACGAUUUACCAGAGCUGCAGAUGUUAAACGGCACAUGUCUUUACAUACAAAAAUAAAAGCCUACCAUUGUGUUUUAUGCAAUUUAUCAUUCACUCAGUCUGGAAGCUUGGCUGUACAUAUGAGAAAACAUGAUAAUAUUAAAAGAAAAAUUGUAGUUAAGGAAAAAGUGGAUGGAAAAACACAUCUUUGCUCAAUAUGUGGAAAAUCAUUUAAACAGUCUUCCAGUCUCACAAUACAUUUGAGAAGACAUUUGAAUGAUAAACCAUAUAGAUGUAAAACUUGUUGCAUGAGUUUUGUCUCAAGUGGCCGGCUUACAGCUCAUGUGAGAGUUCACACAGGCGAACGACCAUUCCCGUGUACAAUUUGUGGCAAAAAAUUUGCUCAAUCCUCAGUGGUAGCAAAGCACAUAAAGUCUCACACAGGAGAGCGACCAUUUCAAUGUGAAUUAUGCAAAAAAACAUUUGGCUCCAUGUAUUACCUAAAUAUUCAUAAACGACAACACACUGGGGAGAAACCAUUCAAGUGCAACCACUGUCAUAAAUCAUUUUCGGACCCAAAUAAUUUAAAUCAACACAACAAAGUUCAUAGCGAUGAAAAAGCGUAUUUGUGUAUAAAUUGCGGUAAAAGUUUCAGGAGAAAUGGACAUCUUCAAAGGCAUAUGAAACUGCAUCAAUAAAUAAAUAUAAAAAAAAGAUUUUUAUUGUCUGCUGUAUGAUAAGACUAAAAAUCCUGAUUUAAAGAUUGCCUUCC
This is a messenger RNA of Brassicogethes aeneus, 1359 nucleotides long. Lineage: Eukaryota; Metazoa; Arthropoda; Insecta; Coleoptera; Nitidulidae. The record is from the annotation of a GenBank genome assembly.